Molecule: messenger RNA, 3540 nt
Organism: Henningerozyma blattae CBS 6284
Lineage: Eukaryota; Fungi; Ascomycota; Saccharomycetes; Saccharomycetales; Saccharomycetaceae
Gene: TRS130
Product: transport protein particle complex II subunit TRS130
Exons: 1
Coding region: 1-3540 (1179 amino acids)
Biological process (GO): early endosome to Golgi transport; intra-Golgi vesicle-mediated transport
Cellular component (GO): TRAPPII protein complex
Source: RefSeq, a predicted model, not a curated record
AUGCCACAAGGUGUUGUGAUCAGCUAUUUUGAUCCUUUUGAUACCUUUGAUGCUGUUAAAGAUGAGUUUUUAAAAGUACUGGAUUUAAGCAACGUUCAUUGGAAAUCAACAGAUGGGAACCUAAAGACUAUUGAUCGAAUUUCAGUGAAAUUAUUGACUGAAACCAAUUCAAAUGAAAAAAUGAUUCAAGUUUCCAAGCCUUUUAUUAAAUUUCUAGUGGUAACAUGUAAAUCAAUUGAUGAUUAUCGUUCAAAAGUGCGCCCCUUAAUACGCCAAUGGUUACCAGAAAACUAUCUACAUUCAAGUGGUAAUGACUCUACUAUAAUUGAAGAUUUUAAUAAAAAAAAAUCAAAUAAAGAAGAUAGAAACAUGGAGAAAAUCUUACGAUCUAUGAAUUCAAAGCCUAUAAUCCUAUUAUAUUCCAAUGCAGAAGUAAUCAACUCAACGCUAUUCAAAUCAACUACAUUAAUUGAAAAAUUCAAUAAAGAUUUCCCAGAUAUUCAAACUUUAGAAAUUAAAUCUGUUUACAAAUCACCUAAUGAGAAGAUGCAAUUUUGGAAUAAUUUAAGUUCUACUCUGAAAAAUUAUCUCUUGGAUAUAUUUGAAGAUAGAUUAAAUUUUUUAAAUAAUCAUUUAAAUAAUUUGGAAUUAACAGAACAGAAUUUGAAUAAUAUUUUAAUCUUAAGGGAAAAUGUCUUAGAUCUUUUAUCAGAAUUUAACAUUUUAGAUAAAGCAAAUGAACAAUUGAAUUUACUUCAAGAUAUUGUAGAGACUCACUUAAAAUCAAAAUUAUUAAAGGGUUCUCUAGAGAUUCCUUUCAAAUUGAAAGUGCAUAGUAAUGCUAAUGAUGAUACUAAUGAUAAUGAUGAUAACUUUAAUAAUGAUGGUCAUUUUGUUUCAAUUGAUAAACUAAUCUCGCAAAAUGAUAUGUCAAUUUUCCAAUUGAAUAAAUAUUUUUUUCAAAAAAAUAUACGACUAUUACAUUUAGAACCUUCAACAACAAUUAGAUUCUACAAAACUUAUAAAUUAUUAAAAGGCUUCAUAAAAAAUAUUGAUAUAGAAUUUAAAGAUGAUCCCAAUUUAUUAUUAUUUAAAUAUCAUUUAUUAGACCGUUUGUUAACACUUUUAGAUGAAAUAUACUUGCCAAAUAAUACAACAAACUCACUUUUACCAGUUUCUACCACUAAUUCUGCCUUACCGCCUUUAUAUAUUGAAAUUAGAGCUCAAAUGCUUCUAUUCCAAAGAGAUUGUUGGUUACAAGGUAUAUUACAAAAUACUGAAUAUAAAUUGGUAGGUAAAUCAUAUCCUCAUAAUCCCUUAUCAGUUAAAUCUAAUUUUAGUGAUAUUGUUUCAUUAUAUAAAACCGAAUCUUCAUUCCAAGAUGAAUUUAUGAAUUUGACAAAAAAAAUUAUAGGGAUCUUUUCACAGUGUAAUGGAAAUUAUGAUCGAACAAUUGAUCUUUUAUCUGUAGAGAUUGGGUUAAUUCACUAUCAACGGAAAGAAUAUAGCAAAGCAAUUAACGUUUUUACAUCUGCAUAUGAAUAUUAUUCUAAUUCUAAUUGGAAUUUAAUUGGGUUGGGAAUUUUGAAUGUAUUUGUGGAUUCUUUAAAUAAAUGUGAAAAUUUAAAAUAUUUGAAAAUUGAUAACACAAAUGUUCCAGUUUCUACAAUCUUAUGUAAUUCGUAUUUGAAUAUAUUAAAGAUGAACCAAAAAAAUGAUGAAAAACUAAAACUUUGGGAGAAAUUUAAAGAUUCAUUAACAAAUUUAAGUGACACAUUACUUUAUAAAUUUGAUCAUUAUUUUAAAAUAAAGUACAGUACUAAAAUUGAUAUUCCAAGACCAAAUACUUACUCAAUUGAUAUUAAUAUUGAUAAUUUUUUAAUACCUGAUGAAAUAGAUGUUGAUUCGAUUAUAUUAACUUUCCACAACGUUAUUCCCAAUAAUUUUGAUGAAGAUAAUGAUAUUUUAAUCUUCCAAACAGAAAAUGUAAAAUUAAAAAAAAAUAUUAAUAAAAUCACAUUAUAUUCAACUUCUAUUUCGUUUGCAAAUUUUAAGAUCAUGAGUUGUGAAGUUAAUAUUGGAAACACUACUUUUAUAAAAAAAUUUAAAUUCAAUAAACACAAAAUUUCAUAUCCAAUUUUACAAAUUGUUCCAUUAUAUAAUGAAAAUAACUUUGAAGUAGAUAUACGACAAGAUACUGAAAUGACUUUGGGUGAAUAUUUAUUUAAAUUGAAAUAUAAAAAUGUUGAGAAAAUCAAAGAUUUAAAUAUUAAAAUUGAUGUCUUGCCUGAUGAACCUACCGAUUUACCUGAAGAACCAUCAAAUAAGAAUGGAUUUGAAAAAAAAUAUCCUGUUUCAUUAUCUAAUAAAAAGAAACAAUAUUUUAUGGAAAUUACUAAGGAUGAGUUAGUUCAUAAAUUUCAAUAUUAUAUAAAUAAAAAUGGUGGUACUUUUUACUUAUAUGUAAAAUCUACAUUUACAUUGAUUGAUGAUGAUUCUAAGACCGAAUAUUCAGAAGUUAAAAUUUUAUCAUUUUUAAAUCAUAUUCCAAUAUCUGUAUCUGUUGAAGAUAUUUUCAAAAAAAAUGCAUUUUAUUUCAAAUUUUUCUUAAAUGUUUCUACAGGUCAUGAACCAAUUGUUUUACAUCAAUCUAGUUUAAUACCAAAUAAAUCAAAUAAUGAAAAAUAUAAAAUAUUUGGUAAUUAUAAACCAAGUGAACCAAUAUAUUUGACAGAUGGUGAUAUAGAGAAUUGUUUGAACUGUUAUAGUAUUAAGCCUGAGGGAAUAAAAUUUGAUUCCAAUGAUUCAUUUAAAUUGUCUAUGAAAUAUAAUACAUUGAAGGAACAAUUGGAUUUACUAGUAACGGAUGCAAUAUUAGUAGGUGGUGAAAUCCUUUGGUAUGAGCAGUUUGAAAAAUGGAAAUUAUAUUGGGAAAGAGAAGUUUUACCAUUAUUAAUAUAUGAUUUUGAAGAUUUUGAGAAAUCUAAAAAAAUUAAAUUAAUUCCAGAGAUACUUAACAUUAAUAGGUUGAACAAUUGUUUUAUGAAUUUAGGUAUUCCACUAAAUGUCUCUAAAGUUAUGUUAAAAUGUCUAAGAGAUAUUGAAGAGGGAAUUAAACUAUCAGAUAUAGACGUUGCUGCUUAUUCCAAAAAUAUCGUUGGAAAACAAUUAAAUAUACCAGUUCAAUUACCAGAGUUUGAACAAUUAUUCCAUGUGGAAUUUUUCCCUGAAACUAUAAGGGAUACUGUGGAACUAGGUGUUCCUAUUUCAUACACAGUUAAGAUUGAAAGCAUUGGAUCCAAAUGGGGUGUUCAAAAUAAUGAUGAAGAAUUUAUAUUUGAAUUAUUAAAUAAUAAUGAAUGGCUAAUUCAUGGUAAAAAAAGAAUACGAAUCAAAAAUUGUAAUUCUGAAUUUAAAAUCAUUUUUGUUCCUAUGAGGAAAGGAUAUUAUGCCUUACCAAAAGUAGAAAUAUUUAAUUUAGAAGGUGAACAAUGUAGAGUUGAUAAUCCAAAUCUUUUUGAAACUAUAUUAGUCUUUUAA